Messenger RNA from Rotaria sp. Silwood2, 4264 nucleotides. The record is from the annotation of a GenBank genome assembly. NCBI's taxonomy places the organism in Eukaryota, Metazoa, Rotifera, Eurotatoria, Philodinida, Philodinidae.
UUAAUUUAUUGUUUUGACUGUGGUAGAGAUCAAUGAAGUCUAUUCUUUUAGAACGAAAUUCUUUCGGCACUAAAAAGAUCGAUGUGCCCAAAUGGACACAUCCGACCGUAAAGGGUUAAGCAUAGUUGUUUUUAUGAUUGUUACAUUUCAAACGAGAUCGAUUGGGUUAUAUAUAUAUAUAUAUAUCAUAUAUAGAUUUGAUUGAUCAAGUAACUAUAUUCAUGUAAUUCCUGUAUUUCAAUUAUGAACAAAUUCGUUUUUUUAAAACUCACUAUACGAGUGUAUUGCUGAGAUGAAUGAAGUCAUUUAAAUAGUUCGCUAGCCUUUUAAGAAAGAUCAGAAGCUUUCUUUAGGUAUUGAAUAGAAGUUCAUAUGAUCAGAUUACAACGUUUACAUGCUUGCUAUAUUUCAAGAAUAAGCAUAUGAACUGUUCAUUAAAUUUUAUAUUUAUUAAGUAUCGGAAAAAAUCGUUAGAAUUUGAGUAGUUUUCAUUCGAAACUUAUGCAGAAAAUUUGGUGAUAAUUUAAUUUUAUAUUUACUUUAAUUAUUAUUAUUUUAUUUAGGCACGAAUAAAAGUAGUUACAUAAAAUUGAUACGUCAUGGAAUUGGAACAUUAACUCAUCAUUAUGAGGAUAUUUAUUAUCCAAAUAUUAAUAAAUAUGGAAAUCAAAUUGAUAGUGAUCAAGGUCCUGCACAAACAACUGAAUUAUCAAAUACGUCCACCAAAAUGACCAAAGCUUCAUUUAUGACAGAAGUUUGUACAGAAUUGGCAAUAACGAAGAAUUUAGCAACAACUGAUACAUUUCUUUGCCACGACGAAGGUGACGUUAUUUUAACAGCGUUUGGAUUUUAUUCUCCAACUGAUUCAAAACAUGCUGGUGGUGUUAAUUUAAUGUGUGGUGGCCUUGAUGGUCUUGUUAAUUAUAAUCGAACAACAGGUCGACAAAAUAUUCAUAUUGAAAAUGCCACAUUGUCAACGUUUUUAGCAACAACUGGUAGCAAAAUGUCUGCUACCCUUCAAGCAAUACAUCAAAAACAUGAGGACGUUGGUAUACUUGGCCGUUUAAAUAUUUGGCAUAUUCAAACAGUUACUGAAUUUCUUCCACCACCAUCGGCACAAUUAAUAUCUGAUGUUGCUUCUAUUGAUCAUUUAUUAAUAAUAGCACAUGAAAUACUACAAUAUUCACCUGAAUUUCGUUUUAAAAAACACAUGUCCGACUGUGUUUUUGAAAAAAAUCUUCACUUAAUUGAUGAUUCAUAUAUGAAAGAACUUCGUCGAGAACAAGGCAUUAUUAGUGAAACAUUCGAAAUUACUUCAUCAAAUGUUAAUCAACCAACAAAUGAAGAUGUUUUUGAUGUAUGUCCAUCUGAUUAUACUGAAGAUGGUAUUGCAAUAAGUGCAUUUAAACUUGUUUAUUCAAUAUUAAAUUCGGAAUUUCAAUCGGCAGAACAGACUGAUGAACAUUUAGGUGGAAUAGUUCGUAAAAGCACAAAUAAGUUUCCACGAAUAUGUGCAUUAUUUUGUUUAUUGGAGAUCAUAAGUGAAAUUGCAUCGAAAUUAUUAAAAUUUAUUAUUUUCGACGAAGGUAAUUUUAGUCGACCAAGUUUAAUGGCAAAUAAAUUUAUAUCAACUGCUUUCGUACUUGCUGCAAGUAAAGCUGUUACUGAGUACUUAGACAAAUUGCCUAGUAUUGAUAAUCGACCAAUUAUAUAUAUUGACAAAAAUCAAGUUGAACGUGCGUAUGGUUUUUAUUCAUAUAUUGAAUUAACAACUAAAAUAUUAUUUGAUACUUCAAAUUUAAAUCAAUUGAUCAUGGAUAGUGAAAAAACUCAAUCAAUGAAUAAAUUAUCACCAGAAGAACAACGAGAUAUGAAGUGGAUCAUCAAAGUGAUGAGAGCACCAGUAGUUAUUUUCUCAAGAAAUUAUCUUUGUAAAACAAUUCCUGGUUGUUCUGGUUCUGGUGUUUUAAAAAAUGCUUCAACUGAUGUUCGAAAUCAUAUCAUUCAUUUGAUGGUUGAGUAUGGUUUAUUAGUUAGUGGCCAUUUUAUAACAGCAACAAAAUGUGAUUCAUUUGCUAAAUUACCACCAAAUACUCUUCGACAACAACAACAUUCAACUAGUUUUUUUGACAAAUGUGGUCAAAUGUUUACAAUAAAUAAUUAUGAAAAAUUAUUUGAAACCUUCGGGUUAAUGACUAUGAGUGAUGGAAGUAUUAUACCUAUAACACAAACAGGAAUUAAUUUAUUUCAUAAUAAUAACAAUUAUGUACAUUACUAUCAUCGUCUUCAAAAGGACAAAGGUGUCAAUCAAAUGAUUCAAGAACGUUUGGAAUUAAACGAGAUUAAAAUCGUUUAUGAUUAUCAAUCUGGUCCAUAUCGAUACCAAAUAAAUAGUUCAAAUAAAAAAUAUAAUGAUACAUUAUUCAAUAAUCUUACUACUAUUAAUAGUGAAGGUAUAAGAUAUAAUAAAUCUGAUCAAAACCAACAAGAAGCAACAAGUUCAUCAUCAGUUAGUAAUGGUAUUAUUAAGGUUGAUCAAAAUUCAAAUGCUCGAUUGGUUAAUAAUAAUUAUUAUCACAACAAUGAAGAUGAUACAAUUGAAUUUACUAAUAGUCUUAUGAAGCUUGAACAUGAACCAAAUCUUUUGUUAAUUAUAUCUGAAUUUAUUGAUAAAUAUCAAGAAGAAAAAGUUGGCAGUACAUUUGAAGAAAAUAAUUCUGCUAUGGCAUAUCAAUUAUUAAUAAAAUUUACUAAUUGGUUUGGUUCAUCAAAUAGUGAAUCAACAUGCACAUUAACCAUGAAAGAAAUUGUUUCACGUAUGGAGCAAAAAGUUGGAUUGCGACAUAACUUGAAAAAAUUUAUGAAAAUUUGUCAACAGAUCAUGUUAAAUUAUCGUCGAGAAAAACAUGAUUCUGUUAUUGAACAACGUACGAAAAAGAAAUUCAGCGAAUCAUUUAGUAGUGAUAAUACUCGAUUAUCAACAUCAACAAUGUCUUCAAUAUCAAUUAAUAAUUCAAAUCAACGACAAUUAAUACCAAUAACAUCAUCAGUAUUUUCUUCAGUAUUAUUUCAAUCGUCAUUGAAUAUUAAUGAACAUCCAACUGUUAAUAAUAAUCAAUUAAUUGAACCUCAAACAAUUAUUGAAGAAAAUGUUUCAACAUCAUUAAAUUGUGAUAUUCAAAACUCUCAAGAAUAUUUGUUGAUGACAACUCAACUAACAUCAGAAACAAUACCAUUAACAACUGAUCAAAGUGUUAUCAUUUGUUCAUCGAAUAAUCGAUCUUCGGCUUUACAGGAAUACGAUUCAUCAAAAUGUCCAACAAAUGAUGAUUCAAAUGAUUUUCAAAAAUCACUAAAUUCUAUUGAACAACAACAACAACAACAACAACAACAACAACAACAACAAUCAACAGCACCUUUUCAAACAUCUCCUAGUUCACCAAUAUCAAAUUCUAUUCAUUCACCAUUAGAAGAAACUCGAUCUAUUUCAAGAUCAUUAAUAAAUAAACGAAAACGAGGUCGAAAGUCAAAAACUGAUAAAGAUUAUGAAUUAUUAUCAGAUGAUGCUGUAAAAACUAUUCUUGCUGAUAAAAACCAUCCUGUUUAUAAGCGUGUUAUUCUUCUUGAUGGCUUUGUCUUCAGUAAAAGUUAUUUAGCACAUGCUCUUCAACAAUACUCAUUAUUACGUGAACAUACAAUUAAAAAAUUAUGUGAUGAAGGCAUAUUUAUUAAAGAAAACGUAUUUGCUAAAAAAAAUUCGAAUGGAAUUAUUGAAUAUCUUGAUGGUUAUAUUAAACUUUGUCCAACAUAUAAUAUUAAUAAUAGUGCAUCAUCGUAUACUGAAGAUAAUAUAAAAUUUGCUGAAAUGUUAGGAGAAUAUAAUAUAACUUUAGAAGAAUAUAUUAGUUCUUUUGAUAAUAAACAAUCAUCUCCACAAAAUUCAAAUAAUAAUAUAACUAAACGUGUUUUAUCAAGAACAGAUAUUCAUUUGAAAACAUAUUUGUUUUCAACAAAGCUUGUUGAUUUUAUAAAUACUAAUCAUUUUUAUUCACAAAGAUUCGUAGUUAGUAAUGAAGCUGUAUGUUGGAGUACAGAAGGUAUAUUACCAACAACAUCUAGUUUAGAUGAAUAUCGACAAAAUCAAUACAAAAAGAUUAAUCAACAUCAAAUUUCAAGAAAACGUACAAAUGAAAAUUUGUUAGCUACAGCUGGACCAGCACCAAAACGUACUCGGCACCAACCACAGCGUUUCGAUCAAGAAUAA